CACAAAGGAGCGAGCGGCUGGAAGACGGUGACGCCGAGAGCCAAUCACCGCGGCAGCGCGGCGAUAAAAGGGCUUGCGAGCGGCCGUGGGAGCUCGCAGGAAACCGCUCCCCACUCCCACAGCCCCGGCCUCUGCCGCGGGGACACGGGAGCGACGACGCCCCAACGGCGGGGACGGCUGGACGGACACACCGCCGGACAGACCCACCCUGCUGCGGAGAAACCCUCCGGUGAGGAGCAUAUGGCCAAAUGAUCAAGCCGAGUCCAAACCAGCUCCAGUGUUAACGUCCUUGUCAAAUGGGAGCCCCGCAAGAAGCAAAUUCCAGUUAUGAAGAACCAGCCUCUUGGGCUUUGCAAAGCGGCUGGGUGCAUCUUCUCUUUCACACAGCUCAAAAAUAGGUUUCUGACCUUUUUUAGUCAACGAAAAUCCCGCGAGGCUCCUCUUGAGGGAAGGGAGUUCCUCUUCUGGUUUCCUCUGCGAGUCGGCGCUGUGAGCCCAGGCCACCCCUGCGCUCCGCCACGGCCAUGGAGCUUUUCCUCCACUGCCCAUCAGCUCCCGCAGGGCUGUUGUCCACUCUCGGGCAGCCGCCACGCGCCCCCAGAGGUGUUUUGCCGUUCACUUUCCGGUUAAGUCAUUCUUUAUCUGCCAUCUGGGGGUGGUGCAGAGCUCACCUAGCAGCUCGCAAAGAGCUCUGGGCUGGAAAACAUUCAGUCUGGGUGAAGGGAUUAUUGCAAUCGAUAUUAAGCGCACUUCAGACAUAGAUCUCGCCCCUCUGGUGCACCCUUCACCUUCUCCAUAUGGCCGGCUCCAGCAUUUUCAGACACAAGGAGCCUCAGGAAGCCCGAUGUGCCUCUCCAGGACUUGCUGUUACGCUUCAUGUUUGGGGAAAGGGGAAAUUAAAAGCAAUUACAGGUCCAUUACUUGGAAUACAAUAAAAGGUGAGUUCCUAGAAUAGGUUUGGGAAGAGUCACCAAGGACAUGGUGCUGGGAAGCAGAAUAAAACGCAGGGUGGUUUUAACACACAUUACAUCAAAUCGGUUCAGUAUCUUCCUCGGAUGUGACAACUGACUUCCGAAACAACAGGGUCUCGUGGAUCUGGAUGUGAGGAAAGCACUUGGUACCGUGGCCCAGGGGAACGAUUAUUUUAGGUGGAGACGGGAAAGAGAAGAAGGAAGAGGCGGCUGAAUGGAAGGAGGACCCUUGGAUCCUUCCCUGAGAGGAGAUGUGGGGACUGAACUGCGACACGAAGCUGCUGGGGCUGGGGGGACCCCAGCGAACGAGGGCACUGAGGAAGAAAGAGCACCCAGGGUUUGUGACGGAGGAAGAGCACAGCAGGCCAGAUGUUUUCGGGGCGGCCAGAGAAGCAUUUGUACCGAACACAAAGAUCUGGGGUCUCGUGCAGUGUGGUGCCCCCAGCCCAGCCCACCUGCCUGCAGCACUGGCUGUGGGAGCAGAGAACCCACCUUCUCAGAACUGAUCACAAGGAAUUGGCUUCUCCUGCUAAAACAAGGGACUAACAGGGAACGUGGCCACUCUGCAGGAAUCCCUCUGAGAGGCAAAUACGGUGGGAGAACUAGGAACGUAAUGCCAGCACAACAGUAAAUGGCUGCACGUUUAUGGAGGAAAGCGGAAGGUGGGGGUUCCAGGUGGAGCGUGUUUUAUGGAAGAGAUUAUGGAAAAAAAGGAGAGAAGAGCAGCAGGAACUGCUAUUUGCCUGUUGUGCUUGUUCGCACCAGGUUCACGUUACACUUAAUCAGAACUGUGCUGCAGAGCUCCCAAACCUUCCUCCCGGGGAAGCAGUUUGGCCUCAUGUCCAACCUGAGCCUCCCGAUCUGCAACUUCUGGCCGUCGCCGCUUGCUCCGUCCCCUGCCAUCGCUGGGAAGGGUUUGUCUCUGCUGGAAGAGGCUCUUCUCAUCCUCCCAGCGGCUUUCUGCGGGGUUUCUCCGCUCCGCCUGAGCUCCUGGUGAGACAGGAGACCCAGGGAGCAGAACCUCCAUUUUUAAUGGAUGCCAUUCAACGUGGCCACAGCCCCAUGCUCCGUGUUUCUGGAAAAGGGAUGAAUCCCUGUAGCAUCUCCCUGUCCUCUCUGCCCUGUCACAUAGAAGCAAGAGUUGGGGACAAGCUGGGUCCCCCUUGUUUAGGGUCCUUUCACCUCCCCAUCAGGGCCGAAGGUGGGACAGCACAACGGGUGGGCAGGGGCUUCCCCGGGGCGCCCUCCUUGCUCGUGUGGGUCCCUCAUUGUUGCCCGACAAAGGCAGCCCUGUUCCUCCCCACAACUAUUCCUUGUCCGCGGCCCUCGGCGUUUCGGCCGCACAUUUCCUGCCCGCUGGCAGCUCUUCAAGAGGCAGCCCGGGCGCGGGACGUGGACGGAAAGCGGAUGAGUGGAAGGUCAGAAAUGUGAUGAACAGGGCCAUGGUGUCCGCAGAACUGGCCUGGCCGCUCCUCCACCCUGCGUCAGGCCAGCGAGAACCUGCCCUGGCCCCCAGACACUGCUGAGGGCAAGUGGUUGGCUCAAAGCCACCCAAGGAGCCAAGAUCUGAAGCUGAUUUAAGGUCUUCCAUGACUUAAAGCUGGAGCCACGACCACUGGGCUCACUCCAUCCUCCCGCCACAACCACGUCUCACUGUUUCUGCCCACACCUGAGAAGGUGAAGCAGCGCUGGGGAUGCUGUGCCCCCCGCCCUGUGCCCAAUUCUGGCGCUGGCCCGUUUGACGCUGGCUCUGCACCAUGUUUUGUGUCAUGCUGUGGGCUGGCUGCAGAAACAGGGGCUGGGGGGGUUCCCAGGCUCCUCCAGCUCCCGUCCACCUCCUCCCACACUGUCCUGCUGCCAGAGCCGGAGGGUCCGCGCCUGUCCCCUGUGCACUAAUCCUGCCCAUGAUCUUGGGGACAUUGCUCCCCACGGCAAUCAGCCCAUGAUUUCCUGGGGAAGAGGAUGGGGAGCUUCCCCGGGGGGCUGAGUCCCUGCCCGUGGCCUCACCGUGCUGCUGGGGAUGGACGCUCCACGUCCCCCCAGGAUGGAGGAGGAAGGGGUCCGGAUCCCCCAUGCUGGGGACACUUCAUGUCCCCCUGGGAUGGAGGAGGAAGGGGUCUGGAUGCCCCCCACGGCUCUUUGCCUUCGGGAAAGCCUCUUGCAAGGGCGCAGUGAUCCCAGCGGUAAACAUCCACUUCACAGGGCCGCUAAUGGGAACCAGAUGGCAGAAAGGGGCCUCUCGCCCUCCGCACUCGGCUGCUUUCCUGAGCCGGAAACCCUCCGGCUUUCGGAGGGGCCAGCGCCGGGCUGGGGCCCGCGGGAGCAGCCGUGGGGCGGGAAAGGCUCCCGCUCCCACCCCCGUGUGGGAAACGCGAGGCUUGGGAGGCAGGAGUGGGGAAUUUCCUUGAGGGGCCACCCUCAAUGAUUUUCUGUCCCUGUGUCUGUCCCCAGGAAGGUGAGAGGGGACGGGAGAGGCUGCUGGGGAGAAAGGUCUGUGACCCAACAGCUUCUGUGACAAACGUUGCCCUCCUCACCCCAAACUGCCCCCUGCUCAGCGCUAAAAGAACCGCAGCUCCUCUCCAUCUGCUCUCACACGGCCCCCGCAGAUGCCAGACCAGCUCCCGGGUCCUGGGUCAAACACCAACAUGCUGAGAUCACCCAAGAAAGCCCCCGGAACUGGUGAUGAUCCGGGCUGGCGGCUCGGGCUGCAAGUGCAUCCGCCGGCUCUGGUGCCGCCUCUCUGGAGCGCGCUGGGAUCCAGCUCCCUCCCUGCCAUCCUGCGGCCACCGGUGCUGCCAUCAGAAGCUGCUCCAUCUCCCUGGGGAGCUGGAACAAGCGCAGGAGGAAAGGUGCUGGGUUUGUUUUCCACACCAGCCAUCAGAUGGUCCCGGGAGGAUUAUGACGAACAGGGGCUGUAGAGGCAAAGGGGUUCUCACCUCAUCCUGAGUCAGAGCCCUGAAAUCGCUGCCUGAGUGACCAGGAGAGGACAAUCCUCAGUCCUGCUCUCCCUGAGCUGCGUACCCAUGUUCCUUAGAGAACAGAGGUUUGGAAAAGCCAGGUCUAGCAGUUACGGUGCCAGCCUCCACCGCGGAGACGUGGCUUUCCAGCUGUGUCACAUAGGUCCUCUGUGCUCCCCAGACCAGUGAGACCCCCCGCGCAAUGGAGGUUUGCCCUGGCAAUUGUAAAGGCUUCGUAACACCGACGUGGCAGCGUGUCCUUAAGCAAAUCUUAUUGCCACUGGGGUUUCUCGACUCCUGGAGGCCCCGGGCUCGCAUCCCACCCUGUGCAGACUAACGCCUCCUUGGAAGAGCGGUGACAGGGGCUGGGAGCCUCCUGGAAACCCUCCCGCGGUUUCUCACCGGUUCUGUUUCUCUUAUCGCCCCAGCACACCCUUCCCCUUUGAGAUUUCUCCUCUCGCCUCCUGCCCUUCGGCAGGAAGGACGUUUUGCAACUUGUACUCGCACAGCUACAGCGAGGAGACCUCGCGUCCCAAACGACGGCUGGGAGCGGGGUGUUGCAAGAGGUCUGUCUUCGACACCUCCCCAGGGAACAUCAGCCCACAAACUUCAAGCUCAGGAUUAAACAGACGGAGGAAGGGAAGGAAGCAUGUUCCAGGCCACGGGACCCGCCAGUCCACCCCCAACCCAUGAGGCAAAGAACAACUCAGGAGGCAGCACGGUGCAGCGCUCCAAGUCCUUCAGCCUGAAGGCACAAGUGAAGGAGAUGUGCACCGCCUGCCAGAAAACCGUCUACCCCAUGGAGCGGCUGGUGGCGGAUAAAUUCGUCUUCCACAACGCCUGCUUCUGCUGCAAGCACUGCCACACCAAGCUCAGCCUGGGCAGCUACGCGGCGCUCCACGGGGAAUUCUACUGCAAGCCCCACUUCCAGCAGCUCUUCAAGAGUAAAGGCAACUACGACGAGGGCUUCGGGCGCAGGCAGCACAAGGAGCUGUGGGUGCACAAGGAGGUGGAGAGCGGGACCAAGACGGCGUGAGCGGGGCCAGCCCACCCUUCCCCAGACCCGGCGGGGACGGCACGGAGCGGUGCUGAGCUGGGCGCUGACUGAGCUGAUGUAAAGCAAAGGGGACCCAAGCGGGGGGCAAAGGAAGAGGGGGAGCCCAGGCCAGUUUGGAGGAUGCUUAGGGGGGUACUACAGGCCAUCGGGACAGGGCAGAGCCCCCACAUCUGGAGGCCUCUCUCCACAGGCUCUGAUGAGACCAGACCUGGAACCUCAGCCCUUUUCAUACAUUUUUGGGCUGCCACCAUGGAAAAGGAGAUGAUCUGGGGGCUUAACCUGGCCUAACGAGUCACAGGAGAGCUCCCAGCGCCUGCCACCCCAAUCCUGCCUUGCUGGGGCUCUGGGGAAGGAGGGUCCUUGGUUUACAUCAGCUCAGUUCAGCUGGGAUUGUUCAGCCUUAAGGAUGUUGCCCUGCGACUGUUUAACAGUUUCUGUCUUUUUAUAUUUGCCUUUGACUGGUACGUUCUGCGCUGGAGCCUGGCACGGCAGCUUCACGCGGGACAUCGCGCCGUGCGCUCUUUUAUUUUUGUAAUACAAGGUUUCCGAGCCUUC
Messenger RNA from Columba livia (rock pigeon), 5540 nucleotides. It is a transcript of the gene LIMD2, whose product is annotated as LIM domain containing 2. Bases 4578 to 4964 code for a protein of 128 amino acids. Gene Ontology annotation, biological process: actin filament bundle assembly. The transcript is spliced from 6 exons. Gene Ontology annotation, cellular component: actin cytoskeleton; plasma membrane. Lineage: Eukaryota; Metazoa; Chordata; Aves; Columbiformes; Columbidae. The record is from RefSeq and is a predicted model, not a curated record. Gene Ontology annotation, molecular function: actin filament binding.